Messenger RNA from Sinocyclocheilus anshuiensis, 323 nucleotides. RefSeq names its product paired box protein Pax-6-like. The record is from RefSeq and is a predicted model, not a curated record. The annotation marks the transcript as partial. Lineage: Eukaryota; Metazoa; Chordata; Actinopteri; Cypriniformes; Cyprinidae. The transcript is spliced from 2 exons.
GCUGGAGUGGUCAGGUACAUGAUGUUUGAGAGGUUGACCAUGCUGAAUAUCCAGAGCACCUCAAACUGGAGUGGAGCAAAUGACUGGUACCAUCAGCAGAACGCAGUUCCCAGCCAGCUCAGCACUGUGUCAGAUGGCUGCCUGGUGGGGACGGAUGGGAGGAUGGCAGGAGAAGGAGGGCAUGUGGAAAGAGAUGAGGGAGAAGAGUCUCAACUGAGGCUGCAGCUGAAGAGGAAACUUCAGCGCAACAGAACCAGCUUCACAACAGAGCAGAUCGAGGCCUUGGAUAAGGGUAAGAAAACAGACACAAAUUUGAAUUACCG